GUUAGCACACACCCACCUUUCCCUGCACACUCACGCACGCACACACACUCUCAAGCAGCCCGAGAGCCAUGAAGGAGCUGAAGAGCAAAGCGCUGUGGCGGGCCGUGUUGGCUGAGCUCGUGGGCAUGGUCCUCUUUAUCUUCCUCAGCAUCGCCGCCGCCAUCGGCAACCAGAACAACACCAAGCCCGACCAGGAGGUAAAGGUGGCCUUGGCGUUCGGGCUGGCCAUCGCCACGCUGGCGCAGAGCCUGGGUCACAUCAGCGGGGCGCACCUGAACCCAGCCGUGACCCUGGGCAUGCUAGUGAGCUGUCAGAUCAGCGCACUCCGGGCGAUCCUGUACAUCGCGGCACAGAUGCUGGGUGCUGCCGUGGCCAGUGGCAUCGUCUACGGCGUCCAGCCCUCUAACGUCAGUGCGCUGGGCAUCAACGCGCUAAAUGAAAACAUCACUCCAAGCCAAGGCAUAGGAGUUGAGCUGCUGGCAACAUUCCAACUUGUUCUAUGUGUCCUAGCAACCACAGAUAAAAGGAGGCGGGACGUGUCAGGCUCCGCCCCACUAGCCAUUGGCCUCUCGGUGUGCUUGGGGCACCUGACAGCCAUCAGCUUCACUGGGUGCGGGAUUAACCCCGCGCGCUCCUUCGGUCCAGCAGUCAUUAUCAGUGAUUUCUCCAAUCACUGGGUCUACUGGGUGGGGCCAAUGUGUGGGGGCGUGGCUGCUGCUCUAAUUUAUGACUUCCUGCUCUACCCCAAAAUGGACGACUUUCCUGACCGUUUGAGGGUGCUGCUCUCCGGACCCCCCCUUGACUACGAGGUGAACGGAGCGGAACACGCCGCCGCGGUGGAGAUGUCAUCUAAGUGAUACGUAGCGAUCCAGCUACAUCGUGUAUCAUACUUCCUAAGGCCUUAAAACACUUGUAAAUACUCCACAGGAACAGCAGUCUUCUUUUUCCUUUUAAAAAGGAGUUCGCACUCACUUAUUUUAUCGGCUUCCCCUAUUUUCUAUCAGAACUCCUAUUUAGUACUUUUUUAAACAUAUACCUCUAUUUUCUGGAUUUUUUUUACAUUUAUAUUUGUUUUCAAAGAGUGAACACAAGCUAUUUAGUUAGUCACUUGUUUUUGUAAACAGUUGUCUGUGUAAAUGGUUGUAUUGCAUUUUGUAUUGCAUAACAUAUACGCUAUAAAUUCAUUCACUUUUGUAAGUAAAUAAAACAGUUCAAGUUA
Electrophorus electricus (electric eel) is the source of this 1219-nucleotide messenger RNA. RefSeq names its product aquaporin-1-like. Gene Ontology annotation, cellular component: membrane. Lineage: Eukaryota; Metazoa; Chordata; Actinopteri; Gymnotiformes; Gymnotidae. Gene Ontology annotation, biological process: renal water transport; hyperosmotic response; carbon dioxide transmembrane transport. The record is from RefSeq and is a predicted model, not a curated record. Gene Ontology annotation, molecular function: ammonium channel activity; carbon dioxide transmembrane transporter activity; glycerol transmembrane transporter activity.